This is a messenger RNA of Staurois parvus, 410 nucleotides long. The record is from the annotation of a GenBank genome assembly. Lineage: Eukaryota; Metazoa; Chordata; Amphibia; Anura; Ranidae.
AUGUACACUGAUAAUCAGUGUGCCCUGAUGGUCAGUGUGGCCCCAGAAGUGCCAUCCUGUCAGUGUCCAUCAGUGCCAGCAGUCAGUGCUCAUCAGUGCCUCGUGCCAGUGCCCAUCAGUGCCACAUCAAUGCCACAUAUCAGUGCCCAUCUGAGCUGCCUUUCAAUAUCACCCAUCAGUGCCAUGUCACCUAUCAGUGCCAGUCAGUGCCACCUAUCAGUGCCAGUCAGUGCCACCUAUCAGUGCCAGUCAGUGCUGCCUAACAGUGCCAGUCAGUGCCGCCUAUCAGUGCCAUGCCCAUCAGUGAUGCCUGUCAGUGCCCAUCAGUGCCACCUAUCAGUUCCCAUUACUACAGCUCAUUAGCGCACAUCAGUGAAGGAGAAAAAUCACUUAUUUACAAAAUUGUAUAA